This is a messenger RNA of Entrophospora candida, 1416 nucleotides long. Lineage: Eukaryota; Fungi; Glomeromycota; Glomeromycetes; Entrophosporales; Entrophosporaceae. The record is from the annotation of a GenBank genome assembly.
AUGGUGCCAUUAACAAUACCUUCAGCUAUACGAGAAGAAUGCAAUAAAUUUGUAUCGAAUUUUAUGACACGAAGAAUGUUAAGGUUGCACCAAGGAUUAUCGCAUGAUGGAAACUGGAAAGAAAGUAACGAUAAGCUUAAGAAAGUUGCAUUAAAGAUUCUGGAUACAAUGAGAAAUGUUUGGAAUAAUCCAGCUUUUCGUUCCGAAUUCGUUGAAUCGUUGAAUGAAGGUACUUAUGUAAAUAAUGUAGUCGUAUCCGCAAUUCAUGCUUCAUUAUUUGAUAACCCCUUUGGAGAAUGUGCAUUUAUUACCACCUUUGAACGCCAGAGUCUGGAUAGAAAAAAAAUAGAUAAACGAAUGGGGCGACGGCCAGAUAUUAUGUUUAUCUCUAAGGAAAGCAAUAAAUUAUAUGAACUUAUGUAUGCGGAAUGCCGUAGGGUAGAAAAUAGCCAUUUUGGCAUUGUUGGAGUACAAGUGUCGGGUUGUAAAUUACGUUUGAAUGUUCUUCUUAUCAGAGAUUCGGUUGAGGUGCAUCGUUAUUAUAAUUUGCGGGAAUCUGAAAUACCGAUCAGAUAUUCAAACGAUCCUUCUAUUCUAGAGGAAUUCAUAAAUACUCUGCUAAUUUUACGGAAUAUCUUAAUAGUUAAUAUUAAUAUGUCCUUAUUACGUAGUACACGUCCAUGUAGAUCAAGUAGAAAUUUAGAAGAUAGUUCAACUAUAUCAUCUGAUUAUUAUUUGGCAACGCAUGGCAAACUUUUACCGGAACUUCAAUGUAGAAUUACUGGAGUUUUUGUAAUAUUAAUUGUAUUGGCAAACGUGUUGUUGGGAGCCUGUAUUUCAGUAAACACAUUUAUAAGGGUAUGUUUAAAUAAGCACCCAGGUUUAGGGAAAUACGAUUGGAAAUUAUUAUCACCUGUCAUAAUAAUAAGUCUGAUUUCUACGUCACCAAGUAUCGAAAGGUCUGGAUCUGACGAAUUCUGGUGUGGGUCUAGAGAUUUGCAAGGCACGUUAAUACUAUUGACGUCAACUGUGGUCAUAAUAACGUUUUGUUAUGGAAGUAUACUUUAUAAAGUCAAAAAAAUUGAUCGACAAACAUUAAACGAAACUGUAUUUUCAUUUACAUAUAAUAUAUCGUUUUCUAGAUGGGCUCCUUCUUUAUCAAGAUUUGUUUAUAUCUUGUUCUCGCCGACCACACCGUCUUGGCUUUACAUUUUAAUAGGCGUAACAAUAAAUUCAGGCGGUAUCGCGAAUGCCAGCAUGUAUCACUUCCAAGAGGCAUUUAAAGAAGAGUUCAACUCUUUUUCAUUAAAAGGUACGGUGGAUGGUAGUGGUAACGAAAAUAACCUUAUCGAACUUCAUGAAAUACCAAUUGCAACUAAAGUAGAUUUUUAUAAUGACGAUAAUAAUAAAUUAUGA